This is a messenger RNA of Paramuricea clavata, 319 nucleotides long. Lineage: Eukaryota; Metazoa; Cnidaria; Anthozoa; Malacalcyonacea; Plexauridae. The record is from the annotation of a GenBank genome assembly.
UGCCAGAAGUUUAUUUCAGUGCGAACUAUUCGAACAAUCCAGUGAAUCUCCUACGUCUGUGCGAUGCUUGCAACAGUCCUCAACCAAGAUAUAAACUCAUCCAUGGACACGAGAAGGCUUACUCACAAUUUAAGUACGUGGCGUACCAACAGUGCUUGCCUGGCUGCGUAGUGAAAAGCAAAAAGACAUGUAAUGUAACAAUUACCUUGACAAGCAAUGAAGAGAAGAUUGUCAAUCUUGAAAAUGAUACUUCAUGCAAGGCUUAUGAUGGGGGAAACGCUGAAACACAACAAAUCCAAAAAACCCGGAAAUCUAGAAG